UAAGUGGAACGACUUGCCUUCAGAAGUUGUGAAUGCUCCAACACUGGAAAUUUUUAAGAAAAUGUUGGAUAACCAUCUGACUGAGAUGGUGUAGGGUUUCCUGCCUGGGCAGGGGGUUGGACUAGAAGGCCUCCAAGGUCCCUUCCAACUCUGUUGUUAUGUUAUGUUAUGUUAGGACUUUCUGUCCUCUACCAUCCUCUGAAGUCCAUUUAAACUCAUGCCUACUGCUUCAGUGACUCCAUCCAGCCACCUCGUUCUCUGUCGUCCCAUUCUUCUUUUUGUCUUUUGUCAGCUACACUCUUUUUCUCAUCCAUAGUCCUGGUAUGAUGCAUUUGUCUGAAAUUAGUGGGGAUACAGAAUAACAGAGUUGGAAGGUAUCCUAGAGGUCUUCUAGUCCAACCUCUGAUCAAUAACCCUCUCAACAAAUUGGCUGCAGGGACUUGGCAACUUUGCUACCAAAUGAGAUCCAGUCCCAUUUAUCUAGUAAUCUAUCUAAUUUUGUAUUGUCUGCUUGGAUUACAUAAAUUCUCCAGAAGGAUUCUGGUAGCUUUUUUCACUAACCAAGUUUAUUCAGAGGUUUCAUGAGCUGUAGCUGCCUUCAUUAGAUGCAUUAAGUGGCUAGAAUGAAGUAGGAUUUGCACUUGGAUAAGCUGCUAAAUUAGACAACUGCUGGAUUGAAUCUAGUUUCGGUUGCAUCCCAAGCACCUAAUCUUAAAUUUACAAGUGCAACGAUUUGUUUAGGGACACAAAGCUUAAGAGGUAUAGUCAGCUUUCCAACAGUCAAUAUCCCUUUUUCUUCUCCCACUCCACUCCACUUCAAUCCUAAUCCUAACUCUUUGCUUUGAAGGAAAUUGUGGCAAGAGAAUUCCUGAGAGGUCUUUUUCCAAUCAGAAAAUGAGGACACCCAAUAAAAUCCUAAUCAUAUACUGUAUAUGGACCAUUGAGACUGACUCUCGGGUUCAAGAAUUGAAUUAUGUGACCCCAAGCAACACUCUUGACACACAAAAUAGAUCUCCACUGUAGUUAGACAGUGCUGCCAUAAGCAUACCAUUUCUAAAAUAAGUCAUUUCUAAACCAUUCAAUUAUUUCUAAAAUAAGUCCAAGAAAAAUUACACUAAUUCAAAAGCUAGAGAUAAAAGUGCAGCAAUCAAAUCACAAACCAUGGGGAACAGAAACUAUGGUGUCAUGGGUAUGGGAUUGAAAUUAAAACAGGUUUCUUUAUACCGUAAUACUUAUAAUAGAUGGUAAUUACAUUCUUACUUUUUUUUUAUUUUGGCAGCCAUAUAAAUUAUUUAAAUCAGGUUUCUCCAGCCCACAGGCUGCAUGUGGCUCUGGACAACUACCAGCCUCAUAAGAUUGUGAUUAUAUACAUUAGCUAUAUUCUAUAUUUUAUAUAUGACCCAUGCAAUCCCUCUUCACUCAAUGAAGACCAAACAAAAAGGCUGGAUUCCUAUGCUUUAAAUAAACAUAUAUAAACAUGCAUAUAAACUUUGUGGAGUUGGUGAAUCUUCAAAACAGAUAAAUUUGCAAUCUUCCAAAUAGAAAAAUGCACACACAUAUACACAAAUACAAAUGAAUGCACAUGAACACACAAUGUGUACAAAUAGCUAUAUCCUUCCAUAUUCAAUUAAUAUUUAUCUGCUCUACUUUUCCAAACAAAACCCAAUGAUCAAUAAUUAAAACACUCCAAACAACUUAAAAUCGUUAGGUAAAUUAGGUAAAUGUGACUGUCAAGUGUGCAUGCACACACAUGUAGCUAUGUAAUUAGCAGCAUUUCAUAUACAAUACCAGUUUUUAACAUUAUAACAAAAUAGAAUUAACUGGAAAUAGCUAUUAAUUGGUAAUCAACAAUAAUCCAGAACGUGAGCAUUUGCCCAUUCAAAAUCAUUCUGCUCAUCCAAAAACCAAAUUAAAAAACGGCUGCUAUCCCUAUCGCAAAGGGUUAAAAUGCAAAUAUGCGAGUGUCAAAAAUGCGCAGCAGGGAAAUGACUGGCUUGAACUUCUCCACCUCCAUCCUGCGUUUAUUGUUAUCUCCGUGCAUGGGCUGAACGACGUCUUUGCACGCUGCACUUUGAAGACACUCCCUGAAAGAAAGAGUGGGGUGGGGGGAGCAGGAGAGGGAGGUGUCUCUGCUGGUGACGCUCCUCGCCUGUUGCUGUCAGUUGUACAGUGUUAAGGCAAGGCGAUGCACCUAAUAAAGUCAACAGGAAAGAGAACCAGCCAGCCAGUCCCCCUUGUGUGAUUGCAGAUAGCGGUUGGAGGCAAAGCUCAGGUCUUCCCUCUCCAAACCCCGGGCCCUUCGAUUGAGAUAAGGAGCAUCUCCAGACCCGUGGAUUCUGCACCACACCUGCACAUCGGAAGGCCUGAUCUGACAAACAUCAGCUCAAGGCUACGUGCUGAAGAGCAGUUGCACACAAAACAAAGGCACCCUUGCCAACAUCGCGCUCCCGCUUCAGAAGCAGCCUCCGACCUGCCUCGCUCUCCGGCGGCUUGGUCGGAGGUCCCUGCAGCCGGAAAUGCAGCAUUUCAGCAGGAUCCGCACUUUUAUGCUGGAGCUGGACGCAGGACGCGGUCCUGGAGUCGCCUACCGGGGAGGAGAGCUGCUUUCCGGGCGAGUGGUGUUGGAUGUGGCCAAAGGACUAAAAGUGAGAGCUUUGGCGGUCUGCGCGCGAGGCUUGGCUGCUACCCACUGGCUGGAGAGCAAGAGUUUUGGCAUGAACACGGUCUAUAGCGACUAUACUGCCUACGAGACCUACCUGCGAAGGCGGCAGCACCUGAUUAGAGACAAUGGAGAUGUCACAGUCCUUCAGGCAGGAAGGCAUGAAUUUCCUUUCACUUUCCAGCUCCCAGGGACCUUGGCCACCUCCUUUGAAGGCAAGCAUGGCAGUGUCCGCUACUGGGUGAAGGCCAAAUUACACCGGCCUUGGUCUUCCGUCAAACGAGCCAAGAAGGAAUUUACCGUUAUUGAACCCAUUGAUAUCAACACACCAACCUUACUGACUCCCCAGGCUGGUGCCAAAGAAAAGCUGGCGCGAGCGUGGUACUGUAACCGUGGCCAGGUUUCGGUCUCAGCCAAAAUUGAUCGGAAAGGCUACACACCAGGUGAGGUCAUCCCCAUCUUUGCUGAAAUUGACAACUGCACCAACCGUUCUAUCGUACCAAAGGCUGCCAUCAUCCAGACACAGACUUUCAUUGCCCGAGGCACAAAAAAACAGAAGAAAUGUGUGGUGGCAAGCAUUGCGGGAGAUUCUAUUAUAGCAGGGACGAGAGAGGUGUGGCAUGGCCGUGCGCUCAAGAUCCCACCAGUUGGACCCUCCAUCCUGCAGUGUCGCAUCAUCCAUGUUGAAUAUGCACUGAAGGUCUGUGUUGACAUCCCAGGGACUUCCAAGCUGCUCCUGGAGUUGCCUCUAGUGAUAGGCACAAUUCCUUUGCAUCCAUUUGGCAGCCGCACUUCCAGCAUCAGCAGCCAGUAUAGCCUCAAUAUGGAUUGGCUACAAUUGGGGAUCUCUGAACGGCCUGAAGCUCCUCCAGAAUACUCUUCUGUCGUGUCUGGUGAAGAAAUCAUUGAGAACUUGUCCCCUCCUUCUCAGGAUGAGUGUCCUGCCUUACUUGAAGGACCAUUCUUUGCCUACAUCCAAGAAUUUCGUUUCCGACCACCUCCUCUCUACUCUGAGGUGGACCCCAAUCCUCCCUCUGACAACAGCAUCCGUCCACGUUGCAUGACUUGCUGAAGGAAGCACUGCCUGACUUGAGAUCAAAGGAAAUCCUUUAAUGAGAGAGAUUACCGCAGUGGAAGCUCAGUGUUGGGGUGAAGAAGAUUUUGCCCCAGGAGCAAAUGUGGGUGCCCAUUCUUAGUCGGUGCUCUACACAGAAUGCCUUUCAUUGGACUCUCUUCGCAACAGAGCGAGCUAGAUCGGCCUUGGGGAUGAAGAGCGAGACGAGAGCUCUUCCUCAGCGCAUAAAGUGGUGACUGUUCAGGAUCAGCACAAAAGCAUUUUGAACUCUAGACCGAUCUACUGUGCUUUCCUUGGGUGCAUUUCACUAUGUCCUUCCUACACCUACAGAGGGGUUUUUUAUACUCUGUGUAGACUGAAGCUGCAGAAGGAACCCAUUCACCCUGAGAAUCUGAGAAGAUGCUUCUGCUCCAUUGCCUAGAAUUCCAUAAAUGACUUUCAGACGGAAGUUGGCUAAAAGAAUUCCUGCCUUAUGACACUGUCUGUGUCACUAUUAACACUUCUGACGUGUUUCUUUUUUGGAUUACCCAGCUGGGUUUCACUUUUAAUUUCAUCCGUCAAGCAGACGCUUUUGGGGAAUGGGGUCAGGGGUUGAGUGGAUAAGAGUCUCCAGUCUAAAAAUUGUUGAUAAGGACAGAAGGGGUGCACAUCUUUUUCUCCCUUACAUCAGGGAGUGAUUUAUUUUUGAUUAAAUGCAACAGAAUUGCAAUUGUACUAUCAGGGAAUAGGAUUGAUGUGGUUGUAACAGGUGGUUGAUUUUGCAAUUUCGUUUAUAGUGGGUCUAAAUUCUGAAAACUAACCCUUUGAGUUACAGAAUUUAGGGGGGGAAAUCUUUGGAUUUUGUUGGCUGUAUGAAUUCCACACGAAAUGGAGAAUAGAAAUGGAUUGUAUGAAACGUUAUCGGGAGUGUGCUUUCCCCCAUUUCAAAAUGGGUCUUAAUUUGACUCCCAAGAGGGGCGGCGGGGAGUGAAUGCCCCCUCCCUCAAAUGCAUUCCAAAUGUUUCUAAGCAUGUAAACAUCCUGCUUCUGCCCCAUGUGGGGCUGGUGGCCUUGUUUUUGUACCUCCUUUCCGUUACUGUAUGCUCUGGUUUGAUACGGACAUAAACCUAUUUCUAGGUUUGCAUUUUAUAAACGUGGCUGCCUUUAACUGUUUGAAAGCAAUGUGUGUUUCUCAGAAUUCCUAGUUUUGUACGAGGUUUGCAAUUAAAUUAAUCAAACUUUUUAA
Messenger RNA from Ahaetulla prasina, 4959 nucleotides. It is a transcript of the gene ARRDC2, whose product is annotated as arrestin domain containing 2. Lineage: Eukaryota; Metazoa; Chordata; Lepidosauria; Squamata; Colubridae. The transcript has 8 exons. Gene Ontology annotation, cellular component: plasma membrane; cytoplasm. Gene Ontology annotation, biological process: protein transport. The record is from RefSeq and is a predicted model, not a curated record. Bases 2517 to 3731 code for a protein of 404 amino acids.